GGCUGAGAUAGGCCCUGGGGUAUAUAAAGCGCAGGGUUGCCUGUCGCUCCCAAGGGCAGAUCUCCCUGCUGCCAGCUCUUCGCCAUGCGGGCCUCUCCUGCCUGGCUGUGGCUCCUCUCCUUGCUCCUGCAGCCCCUGCCGGCGGCACACGGCUACAUCUGGGCCUGGAUGUAUUCGCUGCCCUACCACGCCCCGGACCAGGCUGCCCUCCCGAGAAGCGCCAGUCCCCCGGCUGACAGCACAGCCAGCGUGGCGGCCGCGAGGUGCAGCCAGGACCGGCCCUGCGCCCCGGGGCUCUUCUGCGACAAGCAUUUCCGGCUGUGCCUGCCCCGGCGCCAGGAAGGGCAGUACUGCCGCCGCGACGCCCACUGCGCCCGAGGCCUGAGCUGUAUGUUUGGCCAGUGCCACAGAACCAUGCCGGACGGGCAGGAGGGUGCCCGCUGCCGGCAGGACAAGGACUGUGACGGGGCCAGCUGCUGUGCCCGCCACCAUGGCGAGAUGCUCUGCAGGAGAAGGCUGGCUCUGGACCAGAGCUGCUACGUGCCCCCGGGAGGCUUGGCCUUCAGCCUCAACCAGGUCUGCCCCUGCCAGGAGGGGCUGGUGUGCCGGACCGGGGCUGCUGGCGGCGCGAAAACGGUCGACUAUUGGCAGGGUAAAAGUGACUGGCGCUGCAUGAAGCCCUUGCUGUAGAGCGGAGGUGCCGGGGCGCCCUUCCCCGAGGACACGAG
This is a messenger RNA of Pelodiscus sinensis (Chinese soft-shelled turtle), 728 nucleotides long. Lineage: Eukaryota; Metazoa; Chordata; Testudines; Trionychidae. The record is from RefSeq and is a predicted model, not a curated record.